CUGCACGCCGAGAGCUGGCCAUUCGGUGCCACCGUGUGCAAGACGGUGCCCUUCGUGCAGAAGGCCUCUCUGGGCAUCAGCGCGCUGAGCCUGUGCGUGCUCAGCGGAGACAGGUACCGUGCGGUCGCGCACUGGGACCGCCUCCAGUGCGUGGGCCUCUCCCUGCUCACGGCGCUUAAAGUCCUGGCCAUCUGGACGCUGUCGCUGGUGCUGGCGGUGCCCGAGCUCCUGGCCUUCGACACGCUGUCCUGGGAAUACCGCAACCGGACGCUCGACACGUGCAUGGUCAUCCCGCAGACGAGCUUCGUGGAGUUUUACGCCAAAGCCAAGGACUGGUGGCUGUUCGGCUUUUUCUGCAUGCCGCUGGCCUGCGCGGCGGUCUUCUACACGCUCACGACCGUCGAGAUGCUUGGGAUGAAGAAGCGAAACCUUGGCAGCGCCAUCGACGAGCACCUCAAGCAGCAACGGGAGGCAGGCAAGGCGGUGUUCUGCCUGGCGGUGGUGUUUGCGCUGUGCUGGCUGCCGCUGCAUCUCAGCCGCAUCCUCAAGAGAACCGUCUACGACGAGAUGGACCCCAACCGCUGCGAGCUGCUCAGCUUCCUGCUCGUGCUGAAUUACAUCGGCAUGAACCUGGCGACCCUCAACUCGUGCGUCAACCCCGUCGCCCUCUACGUCGUCAGCGCAAAGUUCAGGAACCGCUUCAAGUCCUGCCUGUGCUUGCUGGGCGACAAGCAGACGGCGCUCCAGCAGAAGGCCGUGGCGGCGCCGGGCAGCCCGCUCGGCCGCAGCAACUCCCGCUCCAGCAACAGGUUCAUCGUCACUUGA
Molecule: messenger RNA, 825 nt
Organism: Lethenteron reissneri (Far Eastern brook lamprey)
Lineage: Eukaryota; Metazoa; Chordata; Hyperoartia; Petromyzontiformes; Petromyzontidae
Product: endothelin receptor type B-like
Biological process (GO): endothelin receptor signaling pathway; vasoconstriction; developmental pigmentation
Cellular component (GO): plasma membrane
Molecular function (GO): endothelin receptor activity
Source: RefSeq, a predicted model, not a curated record